This is a messenger RNA of Branchiostoma floridae (Florida lancelet), 1704 nucleotides long. Its product is annotated as sarcoplasmic reticulum histidine-rich calcium-binding protein-like. The transcript is spliced from 2 exons. Lineage: Eukaryota; Metazoa; Chordata; Leptocardii; Amphioxiformes; Branchiostomatidae. The record is from RefSeq and is a predicted model, not a curated record. The coding region runs from base 373 to 1704 and encodes 443 amino acids.
CCGGAGAAACGCUAUCAUUGGCCGUUUAAUUUUGUGGCACAUUAUAAGAGCUGCCGUCGCUUCCGGCGAGUCGCAACUUGUAACUUUUCGUCAUACUGACAAGUUGCCCCAGCGGACUUGAUAAGGAUUUAAUCAUCUGAAAGAUUUCAUUUAGAUAUCCUUUAGUGAGCCCUAUAGAUUGAUCUCUUCCCUCGAGAGUUGUAUAUAUUGGCCAACUUUCCUGUCGUUUGCCCACGCUGUCAGUACAGUGGUCCGCACGGAGUCGGCAGCAAGCGGAAAGCUUCUGAGGGAGCAGCGCAGGGUUGCAGUCUGCAGUAGUACGAGUUACAGUUUGCCGUUUGGUGUACCUAAGGAGCCAGGGAAGGAAGCAAGAUGAUCAGACUUAAGUUCAGCGUGAUUGUAGCCAUGAACAGGGCUCCCCUGCACUGUGUGUGUUUCCUCUGCUUGCUGACGUUUGGAGUGUUUCAUCAGGCGGAGGCGGCAGCUCAUCAUGGAGGCUUCGACCCAGUCUCUGUUACAGCCAAGAACCCAUAUCAAGAGUCCCUCAAAGAAAACGAAUUCUUACAGAAGAUAUUUAAGAAGUAUGGCAAGGAUGGAAAGAUGACCUUUGAAGGUUUCCAGGAGCUCCUGGAGAGACUGGGACUUGGUGAGGUGAGGAUUGCGCAGCACGAGGCAAUGGUCGUUAGUUAUGAUGAAGGGGACAGGAAUAGCACUGCAUUGGUUGUGGACACAGUUGGUGACACUGAUCAUGUGCAUUAUCCACACAACAAUGGUUUGUCUGAUAAUGGCCAUCAUCCUGAUCAUCAGAAUGAGGAAAGUGGUACCACUACCAGUCAACAGGAUUCUGAUCAUUCACAUCAGGACUCCCAUGAAAGUGCAAUGCCAGGGGAAGCACAUGAUCACCAUGAGGAGCCAACAGAGACAAUAAAGGUUCCACAGAGUCCAACCACAACUGUAGCGCCAGCACCUGCUGCUGUACAGGUAGCCCCAACUCCCAGGCCGGGAAGGCACGGCAGCAGUAGGAGACAGAGAAGAAAAGGGAAGAGGCGGCAGAGACGGAGAGGGCGUAAGUCCACGGCAGUGCCAGCAACCAGUAGUUUAGACCUCAUGGAGCUUGAGGUUACAACAGAGCCGCUCAGAAGGGUGCGCAGGGAUGCAGCCAGUAGCACAGGCAAGGAAGAUGAGAAACACCAUGAUGGUCAUGAUCAUGAUGACCAUGAAGAUGAGGAGGAGCAUGGACAUGGGGACCAUGAAGACCAUGGACACGAAGACCACGCCCAUGAGGACCAUGAUCACGACCAUGGACACGAAGAUCAUGACCAUGGACACGAUGAUCAUGGCCAUGGACAUGAAGAUCAUGACCAUGAACAUGAUGAUCACGACCAUGGACACGGUGAUAACGACCAUGGACACGAUGAUCAUGACCAUGAACAUGAUGAUCACGACCAUGGACACGGUGAUAACGACCAUGAACAUGAUGAUCACGACCAUGGACACGGUGAUAACGACCAUGGACACGAAGAUCACGACCAUGGACACGAAGAUCACGACCAUGGACACGAAGAUCACGACCAUGGACACGAAGAUCACGACCAUGGACACGAUGAUCACGACCAUGAAGGCCAUGAUCAUCAUGGACAUGCUCCAGGCGCCCAUGUAAGCCAAUCCUCUUUCACACUGUGCUGUUGUUUUGCUGAAUGGUAG